This is a messenger RNA of Xyrichtys novacula (pearly razorfish), 2124 nucleotides long. The record is from the annotation of a GenBank genome assembly. Lineage: Eukaryota; Metazoa; Chordata; Actinopteri; Labriformes; Labridae.
AUGGCAGGUGAAGAUGGAAGGGGAUGCAGAUCACGUCAAACUGUGGCAGUCAUAUUGGUCUUGUGCUCUCUGGUACGGGCUUCAGUUUGUUUUAGCUUGCACGGGCUGAGUGAAAUACCAAAGCAGGAUGAGGCAGUCGGUGAGGCCACAGUGUUGGAAGAAAAGACAGGGGGCAUUCGCUUCAAUGAGAAAAUGCUUGAGUCUGAGUCUGCUGCUGCCGAUAGACUACUGCUUGCUGACUUAGAUCAGUUAGAUGGUCAAGGUAAGAUUUUUUUUUUUUUAUCUCUUGAAUAUUAAUACAAUGAUAUAACAUAUCUUCAUGAUAAAACCUGUACUAACUUUGUUUUUGGACUGCUCAACCCUCAAAGAAAUGUUUGAGCAGACAUCACUCCCCGAGGACAUGGACGCUGAAGCAGCAUGGCAGCGUUCGUAUCCUACCCUGGACUGUGGUCAAAAGACGAUGAAGAUCAGAGCCAUGGGAUCUGGAGCUGUUGAUUUGCAGCUAGACAUGAGUAACAAACCAAGCUUGUGUAAUAUCAGUUUAUGUUUGAGUGGCUACUAGUUUCAUGUACUAAUGGGCUUGCUAUCCUCCUUAGGCAAUGCAGGUCCUCUGCCUUUAACCCAGGUACCUGAAACCUGUGGCUACUCAGUGAAGCAGAAUGCACAGGGACUUGUUUUGGUGGUACCUUAUGAUGGCUGCUAUGUGAUUCAAGAGGUAUGCUUUGACUCUAAAUAUGAUUUUUAAGUCUUUCAUUCAAACAACUUUUAGUUGGAACUAUUUGGUGAUUGUUUUAAGUUCAAUUUGAGCUCUACAAAUUGUAUAAAGCUAAAUUUGUCAAAUUAAUUUAAGGCUGUAUUUUCAAGUUGAAUGCCUCCCUUUUUUUUUUUUUUUUUUUUUUUUUUUCUCCUUAGGAGGAAAGUUAUACCCUGUCAAUGACUUUGCAAGAGACUCCCAUUAAAUUCACUUGCCGUGCGUCCACAAGUUCUGCAACAUCACCCCCUUCCAUCACUCCCAAGUCUCCUCCAGAGCCUGAGAAACUUCCUUUUCCUCUUGGGUCCUGGAGCCUAAAUCGUCGUAAGCGCCAAGCAAACCAGCCCUUACCCAUCAGUGACCCAAGAAGUCCAUACUAUUCUUGGUAUAACUAUUACAUGAAUAUGAUGACGGCACCAACUACUGCUGCUCCGACAACCACCACGAAGCCUGAAACCACCACUACAACUACAAAGGAGCCUGACACCACGACUGCUGCCACCAAGCCAACCACAGUGAAACCUUCAGUGAAGCCUCCUGUAAAUCCUUACUACCCAUACUAUUAUCCUUAUUACCCUUACUACCCCUACUACCCCUUUCAACAACCCCCAGUGACUCCUGCUACACCAGCCACCACCACUGCCCAACCUACAACUGCAUCUACCACGACUAGAAUGACGACCACAUCUGAGAUGACAACUAGAACAUCGGCUACGACCACAUCCACCACUAAGACCCCUCCAAAACAACCACCACUCUAUCCUCCACCAUAUUUACCCCCACCAUAUUUACCCUAUUAUCCCUAUCACCCACCACCUGGAAAACCACUGCCACAAAUCCCUGCAAAUUCAGAAAUCUACUACUACCCUGUCAUCCAGCAUUACUACGGAAAGCCUCCAGCCAUGCAAAGUACUCCGAAGCCUAACAACCCAGUUUCUUCUAAGCCAACCACCACCACAGCUCCUACCUCCAAACCCAGUGACACAGCUUCUACCACCAAACCUAGCUACUCGGCACCCACAACCAAGCCAACAACCGUUGAAACCAAGCCUACAACCGUUGAAACCAAGCCAACAACCGUUGAAACCAAGCCAACACGCCAGACUACAAAACCCAGCUCCAACUAUCCAGGUCCAAUGAGUCCGUUUGUGCCUUACCACCAGGGUGCCUUCAUCCCAUAUGUUCAAUAUAAGUCGAACAAGGCUGGUAAAAUCCCAUUUGACCCAAAGUUCAUGCAAGCUGCUUUUAAAUCUGGACCCCAGCCUCGGUCACAGUUGCAUCCAGGCUUUAACUACUGGCAACCUGGACCCUGGUUUCCACAGUCAGCAGACCAAGACAACCCUCCAUUUGAUUGGAAAAAUUUUCAGCCUUAA